Molecule: messenger RNA, 2802 nt
Organism: Sycon ciliatum
Lineage: Eukaryota; Metazoa; Porifera; Calcarea; Leucosolenida; Sycettidae
Exons: 19
Coding region: 131-1909 (592 amino acids)
Biological process (GO): replication-born double-strand break repair via sister chromatid exchange; sister chromatid cohesion
Cellular component (GO): cohesin complex
Molecular function (GO): protein binding; chromatin binding
Source: RefSeq, a predicted model, not a curated record
AAAAGCUUCGCUUGGAAAGGAAGGUGUUGCUCGUCGGCGACCUGGACUGGAAUAUCUGGACGAAGAGUGCCCUUAGUUUGAGUUAUUUUGAUUUCGCCACCACAGUGGUUGGUCCCUACUUUCUGACAAGAUGUACUAUUCUCCAGAUCUUCUAUCGAAAAGGAGGGGAAAGUUCGGGAUCAUCUGGCUGGCAUCACGGUACAACUGCAGAGAAAGGAACCGGCUAAGUCGUCGAGAAUAUCAGUCCGUCAAUCUCACGGAAACAUGCGAGGAACUGGAGAGGCUGGUGUACCCGAGUCCAGCGCUUGCUUUGCGACUCUCAUCCGUACUUUUCAUCGGACUUCUGCGAGUCUACGAAAGGCAGCUGGUCUUUCUCUACGGUGACAUCAAGCAACUUUGGAUCAGACUUCAACGGCAUACGGAAAUUAUCGAUGGGGAUGGUGCAAUUAACUUGCCAGCACGCGCUGGAGGGAUGGAUCCAUUCGAUCCGCUCAACCCAUGCUAUGUCGAGGCGGUGAGCGAAUGGAAGCUGUUUCUAGAUGGUCGCAUGACAGAAGGCAUCUACUACAACCAACUACUCGCACAGCAAGCAGCAUACCACACUGCGCCAGAAACAAUGAUAACAAAGGACCCAUUCCUGGAAUCUUCCUAUGCUGCAUUAGAAGAAGACCGGAUGGCAGGUAACAUGCCUAGUCUGCAGCCAACGGUUGAUGAUCAUCUGGCAACGCUAGCUGACGCCGACUUUGGACCAAUAGAAAACCUAGACACCGACAAGCCAGUUGAUUGGAAUGAUCUCUCGCCAAGGCUAUUACAGGAUGAGCCUGAUGACCUUCCACCAGUGCAAAUAGACAACCUCAACACACUCACUGAAGACAACUUGAACAUGUCCACAACUGCCGAGCCCUUCUCCCUGGCCAAUCAAGAUGAACAAAGCGCAUCCAUUGACUUCACCCUCAGCGCAAUACAACAAGCGACUAUCGGCAAGAAGAAGAAGAGGGUGAACACAGGACCACUAAAGAAUCAAAGAACAAGUUUGACCGAUGCUGAGCUUCGUCGUAAUCAACUAGACACUGGUAGGAUUGUUAAGCGACCAGACUUCGACCAGCACCCGCACAGGACCGCCUCGGCACAAGAAAUGAUAAACAGACCAGCUGGUCUCCCCGAGCAGAGCUGGGGACGAGAUUUGCUGGAGUUCUGGAAACUCUGGGCAUUGCAGCCACCACCAUCUUCUCAGAAGAGAGCGAAUUGGAUAAAGUUUGCUUAUGGACAAUAUGACCUGUCGAACGUGGUGGCGGUAUCCUUUGACGACAUGGCUGAAGCAGAUGAAACGCAGGGAUCCAUUGAAGUUGCUCGUCACGAAACUCUGCCGGACCAUGAUGAGCCAGUUUCACUCGGAGGCAGUGACUUUUCUAUUGCACGCAGUCAUUCCAACGCAUCACUGGACACUGCCCAUGGUAGUUUUCCAAAUGUUGGACACGUCUCCUUGGAGAACCUCAGCGGCAUAUCUGAUAGGGACAGGGACAUUGCCACACCCCAGGAGAGCACAUCAAGACCCACUAGUUCUCUAUCUCGUAGUGCAAGUCACCAUGCCAGGACUCGCUUCUCCAUGGCAACCCCUCUGCACCAGAUACAAGAGGAAUACAUAGAGGCCGAGUCACCACUCUUCCAUACAGGGCCCGAGCGCCUGAAGAGCAUUGCUGCAUUCAAGGAUCUGCACAGUGUGCUGGAGGAUGCCUUGCAUAAUCGCGACGCAAUCUCCUUCCAUCACCUCUUGCCGAGCAAGCAUACACCACGGACUACUGCUGCCACGGCACUCUAUCAUUUACUUGAUAUGUCCAGUAAGAAUAUGAUCAAUCUGAAGCAGGCACACAGUCACAACAUAUUCAUUUCUAAAGGCUCGGAUUUCUAAUCCACGGCAUGCAGUUGCACCAGCAGGCAUGACCGACAGCCAUCUAUCUAGCCAACCAGCCGCUCGCUCAUCAACUGCUACCGCUGUGUACCCCUCUUUCCUUACAGUGGGUUAUAUUUAAUCCACUAGCCAUGCACGCAUCCGCACUCUUCCUAAUAAACCCAGGCACUAUAUUCCAGCCGCAAAUACCAUAGAUUUAUAGAGUAUUUACUUGCAGUAGCAAUACUUCCAUUUACAGAGUAUUUACUAGCAGCAGUGAUAGUUCCUUAACUCCACCUGUUCCGUAUUUAGACAGAGAGAACUCCAAGUAUAGAUAUGGUAUUUCUAGUAGUCCAAUUUAGUACUCAUACCCAGAGAAAAAUCACUUCAAAUAAACAGAGAACAAAAACAUUAGUUCAAGCCCACGGGUCUUAGAGAGCGGCUCCAUAGAUAUUCCAAGUGAUUCCCAAUGCAUCCAUGUCAAGCUACCUUGGCUAUUUAUCUUUACACACCCAACUAUUUAUUUAGACAGUCUUCUUCUUGCACACUAGUAUUAAAAAUUUCUUUGAAUGAAAUUGUCAUGGUCGGGUCAUGAGAAAGACAGCAAUCCGCAGAUAGUAACUGACAUGUAUUUAGUAGCAAAUCCAAAGCAUAGAAAGUUGUCCGUAAAAGCUUCUCUAAGGUAUCAGAAUGGAAAGCCAAUGAUGUGCUUUUCAUAGUUCUCCUUUUCCACUUUUCACACGUUCUUCAGUUGAGCUAAGUUUAACGAACUCUUUGUUUCGCUACAAUGGUUUAUUCCGACGGAAAUCUCUUUCACACAAUGAUUAUAAUGUUCAUACAAUUACAUUUUGUAGUCUGUUAAUUAUCAAACAUUUCUGGUAGCUGAGUCUAAAGUUCUUAUGUUGGAAUUUGCA